CCACAUAGUCGUAGUGACUACCCACCCCAGGCACGGCCGGGCCAUCGUGCUCUAGGCAUCACUGGCUGAUGCCCAGAUUAUGUAUGCAACGCCCCCAUUCACACACAAGCACACGCACUCCCCAGCCGCUUGGCUUGCUAACCUUGUGCGUCGACUAGACGUACCCGAGCUAGCCUUCCGAGCUCCAAAGGGACACGCCGCGGCCGCACGCUCAAAAGGAACAUGAUAUAAGGCGGUGCACCAGCCUCUCCCUCUCCCGGCCGCAUCCCCCGUUUCUUCCUGGCCGUGAUACGCACGCCUUGACAUAGACGACCUGUGCAUCUCCGUCCCUCUCCUUUCUUCUUCUCCACACCACCAGACCCUAGAUAUAAAGCAGCACGCGCGCGCUCCAGGAAGGGGCAGAUCAUCUAUGGUGUUGAGGGCUUGCGCAAUGGAGGGAGCGGCAGGCUUCGGCGUGCAGUUCUUCGAGUGGCUGAAACCGAUCGGUUCAUCGCCGCCGUCCUCCUCGUCGAGGUCCUUGUCCCUCUCGACGCCAUCGAUCGACCGGUCACUCGGCGAAGGCCAUGAACGAGAUACCAUGCUGUGCUUGCCACUUCUUGGUAGGCUCGAGGAGAAGGCGGCUACCGAUCCUGGCCAGAGCCCUGUCAAAGAAGAGGUUAGCAAUAUUACUGCCGCCGGCCCGCAAGAAGAUCAGGCCAGUGUUGAGCUGAACAUCGGCUUGCCGUCGAGCGGUUGGUAUAGCUCUGAAGAAACGCCCAUGGACGAGGAAGAUGAGGAAGAGGAUUCGGAGAAGGAGGAGGAGAAGCCAAGGCAGCACGAGAGGUGCAAGGUUGAAGCAGGAGAGCAAGUGCACGGUGAGAUGGUGGAGUCCGUGGAGGUAUCAGACAGCAUACGUGUCGGUGGGGAGGAGAACAUGAUCGAGGGCGUCAUCGGCAGCUGCGGCCGGCGGUAUUGGAUCCCGACGCCGGCGCAGAUACUCCUCGGCCCGGUGCAGUUCAUCUGCCAUGUCUGCAGCAAGACAUUCAACAGAUACAACAACAUGCAGAUGCACAUGUGGGGCCACGGGCGAGAGUACCGGAAGGGCCCGGAGUCGCUCAAGGGCACGCAGGCGGAGACUCUGGUGCUGCUGAAGCUGCCGUGCUACUGCUGCGCGCCAGGGUGCCGCAACAGCGUGGCGCACCCACGCGCGCGGCCGCUCAAGGACUUCCGCACGCUGCAGACGCACUACAAGCGCAAGCACGGGGACAAGCGCUUCGGCUGCCGCCGCUGCGGCAAGCCCUUCGCCGUCAAGGGCGACUGGCGCACGCACGAGAAGAACUGCGGCAAGCGUUGGUUCUGCGCCUGCGGCUCCGAUUUCAAGCACAAGCGAUCCCUCAACGACCACGUCCGGUCCUUCGGUGGCGGACACUUCCCCGUUGCCGUCCCUGACCAGGCGGCCGCCAUCACUGUGCCGCCACGGCCCUGCAAAGAGCGCAUCAUACGCUUCGAUCAGCGCCAUGGAGCACAUGCAUGACGGAUUAACAGGUAUAGAGACCAUUGGAAAAGGAUGAGUACGUACUACUUAGACCUAUACGUACGCGUACAUGCAUAGAAAAUAUGAAGAGGUUGCCUCGGAGGCUGUGAAGUAGGUGAAUUUUCUUCUGAAGGAGAGGAGCUGCAGAGACUGUUAUGAUUAUGGCUUAGUUGUCUCUAGCUCAAUUUGCAAAGGGAGAAAAUUUUUCAGCUUCACAUGCUAAUAUUUGGCAGCCAUGUAUCAAUAUUUGCAUGACUCACAUUUAUUAAGUAGUUGUUAACAUCUCAUGGAUCGGUCAAUAUUACAUGUGGAACUUGAUCAUUUGCAAAA
Messenger RNA from Phragmites australis (common reed), 1843 nucleotides. RefSeq names its product protein TRANSPARENT TESTA 1-like. The record is from RefSeq and is a predicted model, not a curated record. Gene Ontology annotation, biological process: regulation of gene expression; anatomical structure development. The transcript is spliced from 2 exons. NCBI's taxonomy places the organism in Eukaryota, Viridiplantae, Streptophyta, Magnoliopsida, Poales, Poaceae. Gene Ontology annotation, molecular function: DNA-binding transcription factor activity. The coding region runs from base 410 to 1513 and encodes 367 amino acids. Gene Ontology annotation, cellular component: nucleus.